GUACCUGUUCCUUUGGGUGCAUCCAUUCCCCGUCGUGACAAGGAGGAAGUUUAUCCAUGUUACUGUCGUCUAAUGCUUAUUCUUUUCAAACCGUGGACUUCCGCUUCAGAUUUGCAAAAUGCAGGGGAGUCAUGGAGUGACGCUUUUGAAAGGUUCCAUACGAUCUGUGCUCGUAAUGUCUUGUCUGUUAUCAAUAACAUGCAAAUCAUGCACGAAUGUCAUGAUAGUCAUGAU
Desarmillaria tabescens is the source of this 234-nucleotide messenger RNA. RefSeq lists its product as uncharacterized. The transcript has a single exon. NCBI's taxonomy places the organism in Eukaryota, Fungi, Basidiomycota, Agaricomycetes, Agaricales, Physalacriaceae. The record is from RefSeq and is a predicted model, not a curated record. The annotation marks the transcript as partial.